CGCGUCACAGUGCUGUCAAAAGUUUCCUGGUCUACAGAUUCCGACUGAUCCGGUCUUGAGCUGUACAUGUUUUUCGGACUAGAGGUGAUCCGGACUAGAGUGGUCCAGGUUAGAGCCAAUCCGGACUAAAGCGGUCCAGGUUAGAGCUGAUCCGAACUAUUGAUCUAGGUGAGAGCUGAUCCGGACUAGAGCGGUCCUGAUCCGGACUAGAGCGGUCCAGGUGAGAGCUGAUCCAGACUAGAGGUGAUCCGGACCAGCGGUCCAGAUGGCGCAGUGGGGCCAGCUGCAGCAGCUGGACUGCAAAUACCUGGAGCAGGUGGACCAGCUGUACGACGACUCCUUCCCCAUGGACAUACGCCAGUACCUCAGCAAGUGGAUCGAGAGCAUCGACUGGGAUACGGUCUCGUGUCAGGAGUCGCUGGCCACCGUCCGGUUCCAUGAGCUGCUGUCGCAGCUGGACGACCAGCAGAGCCGCUUCACGCUCGACAACAACUUCCUGCUCCAGCACAACAUCCGCAAGAUCAAGAGGAACCUGCAGGACCGGUUUCAGCAGGAGCCGAUCCUCAUGGCCGGGAUCAUCGCCAGGAACCUCCGGGAGGAACGGCAGAUCCUAGAGCGGGGCCAGAGCUCAGAGUCUGAGGGAGAAGGCGUGGCCUCCGCCAUGGUGGUGGAGAAACUCAAACUGGACAAGAAGGUCGCUGCCAUGAAGAACCUCAUCCAGAUUACGGAUCAAAACAUUAAGAUGCUGGAGGACCUGCAAGAUGAAUACGACUUCAAACUGAACACACUGAAGAACCGAGAGAACGAUGUGAACGGUUUGACCCCCAAGGAGCUGGAGAAGGAGCGGAUGACCAUGGGGAACAUGUGCUUCGACCUCAAGAACAAGCGACAGACGGUGGUGGACCAGCUGGCGGAGGUCCUGAGGCUGACGGAGGCGCUGCAGACGGAGCUCAUCUCUGAGGAGCUCCCCGAGUGGAAGCAGAGGCAGCAGACGGCCUGCAUCGGGGGCCCCCCCAACGCCUGCCUGGACCAGCUGCAGAACUGGUUCACGGCGGUCGGGGAGACCCUGCAGCAGGUGCGGCAGCAGCUGAAGAAGCUGCAGGAGUUGGAGCAGAAGCUGACCUACGAGCAGGACCCCAUCAGCCAGGAGAAGACCUCCAGCCUGGAGACCCGCGCCCUGGAGCUCUUCAGGAGCCUCCUCAGCCACUCCAUGGUGGUGGAGCGUCAGCCCUGUAUGCCGACCCACCCCCAGAGAGCCCUGGUGCUGAAGACUGGAGUCCAGUUCACCGUCAAACUACGGUUUCUGGUCAAACUGCAGGAGUUCAACUACCAACUAAAGGUCAAGGCUUUCUUCGACAAAGACGUGACGGAGAAGAAAGGAUUCAGGAAGUUCAACAUCCUGGGGACCAACAUUAAGGUGAUGAACAUGGAGGAGUCCAACGGCAGUCUAGCCGCCGAGUUCAGACACCUGCAACUGAAGGAGCAGAAGGUGGCUGGGAACCGGACCAAUGAGGGUCCCCUGAUCGUCACCGAGGAGCUCCACUCCAUCAGCUUUGAGUCGGAGCUCCAGCCGAGCCAGUCUGGACUCAAGAUCAAACUGGAGACGCUGUCCCUGCCCGUGGUGGUCAUCUCCAACGUCAGCCAGCUGCCCAGUGGCUGGGCCUCCAUCCUGUGGUACAACAUGCUCACCACAGAACCCAAGAACCUGCGUUUCUUCCUGUCCCCGCCCUCGGCCACCUGGGCCCAGCUAGCGGAGGUACUGAGCUGGCAGUUCUCCUCCGUCACCAAGAGGGGGCUGAACCAGGAGCAGCUCAACAUGCUAGCUGACAAGCUACUGGGACACAAGGCCAUGAGGAAACCAGAAGGUCUGAUCCCCUGGGCCCGCUUCUGUAAGGGCGCGACAGAGAAGAGCUUCCCGUUCUGGCUGUGGAUGGAGGGGAUCCUGGACCUCAUCAAACGACACCUGCUAGCUCUCUGGAACGACGGGUGCAUCAUGGGCUUCCUCAGCAAAGAGCGGGAGAAGGUGUUGCUAAGCGACUGUUCCCCGGGAACCUUCCUGCUGAGGUUCAGCGAGAGCAGCCGGGAGGGAGCGAUCACCUUCACCUGGAUAGAGCACGACAUGCACGAUAAGCCGGUGUACCACUCCGUGGAGCCCUACACCAAGCGGGAGCUGACAGCCGUCUCUCUGGCCGACAUCAUCCGCACCUACAAGGUGAUGGCGGCCGAGAACAUCCCGGAGAACCCGCUCCGCUUCCUGUACCCCGACAUCCCCAAGGACCAGGCCUUCAGCAAGUACUACCCCCCCCCCAGCGACGCUCCAGAGCCCAUGGAGGAGGGGAAUGCAGUGAAGAGUGGAUACAUGAAGACAGAACUGAUCUCGGUGUCUGAGGUCCCCCCAUCCCGUCUCCAGGACAACAUGAUGCCCAUGUCACCUGACGACUUCAGACACCUGGAGCAGUUCGUCAGUGUGCCCAGUAACAUCGAUGACCUAAUGACCGACUGACCGACGGCCUCACAUCAUGAGCGGCAUAAACACAUGGCAUUGGCAGCCAUGCUUUUUGUGUAUUGUUUUUUUGUUUCAGGAUAUUCUUACUUAUAUCAGAGUAUUCUAACUUUUGAGAGUACUUUUACUCACGAGAGUACUUUUACCUAAGAGAGUACUUAAGUGGUGUCCGAAUGCCUUGACUUGUUUUCGAGCAUAUGAGUUUCUCUAAGUGUGCUGCAGGUUGUACGUUUGAAUCCGUCUAACGUUAUUUUGGGUUGUAGAGUUUGGGUAGUAUGUAACGUUGUAGUUUGGGUAAAGGCUGUUCCCCAUCUCCCCUUCAGAACCUCUGGCUUUAAUUGAUGUGCCCCAGAUCACUGGAAACAUAAAAAACACAAAUAAAAUGUUGUCAGGUGCCGAGA
Molecule: messenger RNA, 2904 nt
Organism: Gadus macrocephalus (Pacific cod)
Lineage: Eukaryota; Metazoa; Chordata; Actinopteri; Gadiformes; Gadidae
Gene: stat1a
Product: signal transducer and activator of transcription 1a
Exons: 24
Coding region: 266-2503 (745 amino acids)
Biological process (GO): regulation of cell population proliferation; regulation of transcription by RNA polymerase II; response to peptide hormone
Molecular function (GO): RNA polymerase II cis-regulatory region sequence-specific DNA binding; DNA-binding transcription factor activity, RNA polymerase II-specific
Source: RefSeq, a predicted model, not a curated record